GGAGCCGCGCGGAGGGGGGCGGGCCCUGGGAGCCGAUUAAGCCGCCGCGUGCCCCAGGGGUUCGCAGCAGAACCGAGCCGAGCCGAGCCAGAUUAGCGUCGCGGCCCGAUCGUGCUUCCCGUGAUUCAAAUGGGGGAAACUGAGGCACGAGGCGAGACCGCCGCGGUCCAGUGCUCCAGCAACCAUGGCAGAGACUUUCCUCGUUGAGAGCCCCGAUGUGACCUACAGCAAGGACUACAUUGAGGCCAAGUACAUGUACAGCACCGUGCACGUGAGCAGGGAGGACGGCGUCACCAAGGUGAAGCCGCACUUGACCGAGUUCACCUUCCGCACGGAGAGGCAGGUCCCCCGCCUGGGGGUGAUGCUGGUGGGAUGGGGCGGUAACAACGGCACCACGGUGACGGCGGCCGUGCUGGCCAACAGGUUGGGCCUCUCCUGGAUGACCAAGACCGGACGGAAGCACGCCAACUACUACGGCUCCUUGCUGCAAGCGUCCACCGUCUGCCUGGGAACCGGCCCCACGGGCGACGUCUAUGUGCCCUUCCGGGACCUGCUGCCCAUGGUGCACCCUAAUGACCUCGUCUUUGAUGGCUGGGACGUCUCCUCCCUGAACUUGGCUGAGGCCAUGAGACGGGCCAAGGUCCUCGACUGGCAGCUGCAGGAGCAGCUCUGGCCCCACAUGGUGAAGAUGAAGCCCCGCCCCUCCAUCUACAUCCCGGGAUUCAUUGCAGCCAAUCAGGAGGAGCGAGCCGACAAUGUCCUCCAUGGGACGAAGGCUGAGCAGGUGGCGCAGAUCCGCAGGGACAUCCAGGAGUUCAAGGUCACCAGCGGAGUGGACAAGGUCGUGGUCCUGUGGACGGCUAACACUGAGCGCUUCUGCGACGUGCUGCCGGGGGUCAACGACACAGCUGCCAACCUGCUGCAGGCCAUCGAGCGAGGCCUCGAGGUGUCUCCCUCCACGCUCUUUGCCGUGGCCAGCAUCCUGGAGGGCUGCGCCUACAUCAACGGCUCCCCCCAGAACACCUUUGUGCCAGGCGCCGUGGAGCUUGCCCUGCAGCGCCGUGUCUUCAUCUGCGGAGACGACUUCAAGUCCGGCCAGACCAAGCUCAAGUCGGUGCUGGUGGAUUUCCUGGUCAGCGCCGGCCUCAAGACCGUGUCCAUCGUCAGCUACAACCACCUGGGUAACAACGACGGGAAGAACCUGUCGGCCCCGCAGCAGUUCCGCUCCAAGGAGGUCUCCAAGAGCAACGUGGUGGACGACAUGGUGCAGUCGAACCCCCUGCUCUACGGGCCCCAGGAGAAGCCCGAUCACUGUGUGGUGAUUAAGUACGUGCCCUACGUGGGCGACAGCAAGCGGGCGCUGGACGAGUACACCUCGGAGAUCAUGAUGGGCGGCACCAACACCAUCGUCCUACACAACACCUGCGAGGACUCCCUGCUGGCCAGCCCCAUCAUCCUGGACCUGGCCAUCCUGACCGAGCUUUGCCAACGCAUCAGCUUCCGCACAGAGAGCGACCCAGACUUCCAGGGUUUCCACAGCGUCCUGUCCAUCCUGGGCUUCCUGUGCAAGGCACCCCUGGUGCCCGAGGGCUCCCCCGUCGUCAACGCCCUCUUCCGGCAGAGGAGCUGCAUUGAGAACAUCCUGAGGGCCUGUGUGGGGCUGCCCCCCCAGAACCACAUGCUGCUGGAGCACAAGAUGCAGCGGCCGUGUCCGAGUCUGAAGCGAGCGCGUCUGGCCGAGUGUCCCGUCUCCCACAAGAGGGCAGCUGCCCAGGUGAAUGGCUACCUGUGCCCAGCCAGUAACGGGCACGGCACCUCGCCGGCCCAGCUGCACGUUGACAACUAGGGCCCUGCCCCAUGGCCAUGACGACCCCCAGCUCCCAGGGGAGUAUGGGCUGAGACAUGGGGGCAGAACGGCCACAGCUCAAGAGGGGCCGUGGUCAACCUGAAGGGAGACAGGAGCAGUGCUUCCCCCAUGGCCCAUUGGGGGGGCUGUAUUCUGUAGGGGGAUUCUUAGUUUGAAUUAAUUUGGGGGCACGAGGAGCCCCCCCCACCACCACCACCCAGGCUCCACUGACAGUAACUGGAAGCUGUGAAUGUUUUUCUGGAAUAAAGUGGGAGCAUGCAAGUCA
This is a messenger RNA of Chelonia mydas (Green sea turtle), 2132 nucleotides long. It is a transcript of the gene ISYNA1, whose product is annotated as inositol-3-phosphate synthase 1. Bases 185 to 1846 code for a protein of 553 amino acids. Gene Ontology annotation, biological process: phospholipid biosynthetic process; inositol biosynthetic process. Lineage: Eukaryota; Metazoa; Chordata; Testudines; Cheloniidae. Gene Ontology annotation, cellular component: cytoplasm. Gene Ontology annotation, molecular function: inositol-3-phosphate synthase activity. The record is from RefSeq and is a predicted model, not a curated record. The transcript is spliced from 12 exons.